Molecule: messenger RNA, 5811 nt
Organism: Coturnix japonica (Japanese quail)
Lineage: Eukaryota; Metazoa; Chordata; Aves; Galliformes; Phasianidae
Gene: ADGRD2
Product: adhesion G protein-coupled receptor D2
Biological process (GO): cell surface receptor signaling pathway; adenylate cyclase-activating G protein-coupled receptor signaling pathway
Cellular component (GO): plasma membrane
Molecular function (GO): G protein-coupled receptor activity
Source: RefSeq, a predicted model, not a curated record
CACCACGGAGCAGUGCUGGCAGCUACCAGGAGCUGCAGAGCCCCUCGGUGCAGCCCUGGGCGCUGUGUGCCGCUGUGUGCGCCAGGGCAGCUUCCCAACUGGCGGCGGUGACUAAGCAGCCCCGGAGCAGCUGCCUCAAAGGUCCAUUCUUCUGUGAGAGAUUUAUUGCGGCAAGCAGAGGCGCUGGGAUGUGAUAAUUGCCUUCAUUCCCGGACGAAGACCCUGAAGAACAAAAGCCAGUUGCCCGUGAAUCCAUGGUGUGAUUCAAGCAUUCGCAGAGGGAGGAGUGGGAACUGUGCGCCUGUUGCUGUAGCAAAAGUGAAUGGGCAUUAAUCAAAAGGGCAGCUCGGCCCUGCGAGGCGGCUGCAGCGCUGCCCAUGGCGCUGCUCGUGGCCCUCCAGCCCUCGCGUGUUCCGAGCCGGCCUGUCCCGGCCCUGGGGCUGCUGCGGGCCCGGCCCUGAGGGGAUGCCAGCGAAGUGAAGCUGGGGGACGUCGCUCCGGGGCUGCGCCGACGGUGCCGCUGGAGCUCCUGCCUCUGAGCCUGUCCCGCUCCGCGCUGUAAUCAUCCCUUUAGGGCUGAUCUUCUUCACACGGACCUCCUGAGCACGCUCCUGUUCGACGCUCGCUGCUAUAAGGAUCCCCGAAAGGGCUGGAAGCUUGACAGUUGGUCAGCAUGAGAGACUUGAGACCUGAUUCUUGGUUCUUCAGCUUUCUGGUUGGCAGUCUGUCCAGGACCCUCUUUACCUCUGCAGCCCUUGCCGAGAAUCAGACUUCUAAAGAUUUUGUUCCUGUCAUGAUAGAGACCUUGAGACAUGUGUAUGAAUAUGUGCCCACUGCUUUGGACUGGUGGCAUGCAGAUAGGUUCUGUGACCAGCGCUUUGCUCAGCUGCUUUUUGAGCCCCCAGACAGCGAGCAAUCAUCCUUCAGCAAACUGCUGCAGUCCCACCACAUCAGAGGUUCUGUCUGGCUGAACGAAAGGGAUGGGGUCCUGCACAAACCAAAAUGGAGACGGAACCAUAUUGUGCCAGUCCUGGUGUUUGGAGACAAAACAGACACAAAAUAUGUGAAGGUGCUCUCUGACUUCCCAGUGCUGCCUGCUGUCACGGCCUGUGCCCACCUCCAGUGGGACACCAGGACUCAGGAGAUUGCUACUGUCUUCUCCUAUGCUGUGCCAGCUUUUAUUAACGAAUUUCAGCUCCGUGGCUUUGUUGAUGAGGAAGGCUUUGUUAGAUUUGCUCUCAUUGUCCAUGGGCACCAUUCCCCAUACCUGCCUAUGUUCCGUGCGGAUGGACAGUGGCAUCACUUCUGUGUGACCUGGCAGCAGGAAAACGGGACCUGGGCCAUCUAUGCUGAUGGUAAAAGGAGGGCGUCUGCGAGCGGUCUGUAUGCUGUGGGGCUGGCUGCCCCCCAGGCCAUCUAUGGCCAGGGCACUUUCAUAAUUGGGCAGGAUCAAGAUUCCCUGGGGGGCACCUUCAAGGCAAAGGAGUCCUUCAGUGGGAACAUCACAGACUUGCAUAUCUGGCAGAAAGUCCUGAGUGUGGAGCAGAUUGAGAAUGUUCGGUCAUGCUGGAUGGUAGAACAAGAGCUUGUGUUUGGGUGGAGCUUGAAUGCUCUGGAGAUUGAAAGCACUGUUGAGGAAGUGAUUGCACAGUUUCUUUGCCCAGGGCCUGUUGAAGAAUGUCAAGUUUUUGAAGUUGGCAGCAGUGGAUUCCGCCACACAUCUUGUUUGCAGUCUCUGCCUUUUAUCUGUCGCUACAGAAAGGAUGCAUAUUGGCAACUAAAAAAAGCUCAGCUGGAAUCCAGCCAUUUGCUUGUCAGCCAUGUGAACACGCUUGCAAAGAGGAUGAUGAUCCCUGAGAACAUCUUUACAAGUAAUGUCCGAGACAUGAACCUCUCUGUUGCUCUCGGUACUCUCGAUGUCCUGGCAACUGUCCUGAGGAAAGAAGAGACACCUGUGGAGUCCUCUGACCUCCUCAUGGUUCUCCAGUUACUAAAGCAAGUUGCUGAUGUGGAAGUCCAGGAGAGAGAGGAGCUGGAGAUGCUGGAGCAGUUGGGCCAAUAUUAUGUGGAAGUGACUGAGUUAAUCCUGGAAGAGCAGAAUAUUGAAAGUUGGUCAUCCAUCAGCCAGGCUGUCAGAGGUCCUAUGGCUGUAGUUGAGCUCUGUGACAGAGUGGUGUCACUCUUGGCCCCGCUGCUGAACUCAGGGAGGACAAAGAUCACAAUCCAGCAUCAGAAUGUUGGGAUGGAGGUCAGGAAGCUGGAGCUAAGCAGUCAGCAGCUGAGCACUGAGACAUACCUGAUCCAGAGCCCUGAGGAGGACAGGCCUGACUUCAUUGAAAUUCCUGUUGAAGAGAUGCAAAGACUGAAAGCCAAAGGUCUCCGCAGGGUCACAGUGAAGAACAUGUGGUUUGGCUACGGCUCCCUGCAGCGCUGCCUGCCUGGCCCAGGCAGCAGUGCUGCCUUCCAAGAUGAGGCUGCCUCUGAUGGAGGACAGAAGUACCUGAGCACUGCAGUGGGCACUGCUGUCAUUUCAUCCACCGUGCUCAGCGAUUACCAGGAGAUAAGUACCUCUGUGCGCUACCGCCUGCAGCACCACAGCCAGGACCUGCCUGAUAAGCUGGUGGGGCCCAUCUGUGCCUUCUGGAACUUCAGCCUCAGCCCAGAGGCUGGUGGGAUGUGGUCAACAGCUGGCUGCUCUGUGGUAACAUCUCUCCCAGACUCCACUGUCUGUUUCUGCAACCACACCACAAACUUCGCUGUGCUGCUGCAAAUGUAUGAGAUAGAGAGGACCACCAAGGAGGAGCUCACACUACAAACCUUGACUUUUAUCGGAUGUGGAGUUUCCUUCUGUGCCCUGGUUGUUACCUUCAUUUUAUUCUUGGUCGUUGGUGUCCCCAAGAGUGAACGAACAACUGUGCACAAGAACCUGAUCUUUGCAUUAGCUGCAGCUGAAGCUCUGCUCAUGUUCAGUGAAGUGGCCAAGACCAACCAGGUGCUGUGUUUCCUGGUCACUGCCUUCCUUCAUCUCUUGUUCAUGGCAGCCUUCUCGUGGAUGCUGGUUGAGGGGCUUCUCCUGUGGAGCAAGGUGGUAGCAGUCAACAUGAGUGAAGACAGGAGAAUGAAGUUCUACUAUGCAACAGGCUGGGGCCUUCCAUCCAUUAUCGUGGGAGUGACCCUCGCAACUUCCUUCAAUAAUUACGUGGCAGACAACCACUGCUGGCUGAACGUUCAGACCAAUGUCAUUUGGGCCUUUGUUGGGCCUGUUCUCUUCAUCCUGGCAGUGAACACCUUUGUGCUUUUCCGGGUGGUGAUGGUGACCGUGUCCAGCGCUCGCAGGAGAGCAAAGAUGCUGACACCCAACAGCAGCCUGGAGAAUCAGAUUGGAAUACAAAUAUGGGCCACAGCCAAACCCAUCUUGGUGCUGCUGCCCGUGCUGGGACUGACAUGGGUGUGUGGGAUCCUUGUUCACCUCAGCAUCGUUUGGGCCUAUGUCUUCAUCAUGCUCAAUUCCCUCCAGGGCCUUUAUAUAUUCCUGGUCUAUGCAAUCUAUAACAGUGAGGUGCGGAAUGCCAUCCAGAGGAUGAAGGACAAGAAGAAAGCACUGUCAUUCACAAACUGCUCUCAUCCCAUCAACUACUUAUCAAGUCCAAGAAACACCACCUCCUGGGAGACUGGGAAGCCAAGUCCUGCAGUGGAGAGUGCCCCUUCAAACCCUGUGCAGAAAGACCCUCCAAUGAAGAACAUCACCAGCAGAGGCAACUUUGGAGGCAAAAUUCCCAUGGGGAUUUCAUCAGUCAUGUCACCAGAGAGACCGGCUGUAGAGCUGACAGCAUUCAAAUCCUCAGGUAAGCCCCCAGCAUCUGGUUAAAAAAAAGCACAGCCCCGAGUGCACUGAAGAUGGAGCCCUCACAGUGCCCGUGACUUGGGGUUAGGAGAACUGGCCGGUCCCCAGGCCAGGCUUGGCGCCUCCCCUCUCCCUGGGUCAGCAGCCACACGACUGCGGAGGGAGCAGCAGCUGGAGCAGGCCCACGUGUGCACAGCUCCCUGCGAGCCUGGAGAGCAGCUCUGCUCGCACCCGGGGCCACGGCUUGGGCUGUGCUUCAGCCUGAGGGUGACGGAGAAGAUCUCCUUGAACCAGAAGAGCCCUCCUCUCACACUUGUGUGCAUGCAAGGCAGUGAGCACAGCGCUGUGCUGCUCUGCAAGGAGGCACGGGACUCAAAGAUAAGUGCUUCCAGCCAUUAAACAUACGAAGUACAAGGCAGCAGUGCCCAGCUGCAGUAAUGUUGGGAUGACCCCAGGGCAAAGCGGCAUUGCACAUGGUCAUCUCAGCUUGUCUGGCAAAACAAAACGCUGUGUAACUCUUGGGGAAAAGCUGCCAGGGGAGGCAAGCCAUAGCCCUCUGUGUUUGAUGGUGGUUGAGAGACAAAUCAUCUCAAUGCUUUCUUCUGUUUGUUUUCUACCCAAAUAGUUGAAUGCAAAGAGAGGUAUUUUGCCCCAAAUGUGUUUAUUUGUAAACUUCCAGCCAGCUCUAUUGCAGAUCACCACGGUGCCAGCAGCAGGACUGCAGGAGGUUAUGCAGAGAUACAGGAGGAUUCUGCCUGCCCCUGCCCAAACCAGGAGAUCAUGUGGGCAGGAGUGCAGGGGGAAGCUGGGGGCUGGCAGGACCUGCUUGCAGCUGCCCAGCAAAGUGGUGCUGGGCCUGAGGUAGAAUCUAUCUGCCUCACCCCAUUGCCAUAACUGGGUGCAGCCAUGCUCUUGCUCCCCAUGCAAGGGGCACCAGUGGGGUUCAUGGCUCGGGACAGAAGGGCCCAUGACAACAGUUCGGUAUGUGUGAGGGUGAAGGCAGAUUGAGCCUAGGUAAAGGCCAGGCCAGGUUCUGAAGCACUCAGCAUGUGGUUCAUCAGUGUGGCUGCAGCACAGGCAGGCAGGGGCUGAGCGCUGCCCCCACAGCCCUCCCCCUCUCUCACCCCCAGUAUUCGGUCUCCCCCUCCAAGGACUCAAUUCACUCGGAGGGGCCGCGUGCUUUCCGCAGUAAUGAGCUCCAGCCCAGCUGUACAAAGAUGCGCGUUGCACGGAGCACUCUGCUCAGAUUCAUUACACCCAUUAUGUAAGAAGGGGAUGGCCGGGGGGGUUCACAUGUUUGCACAAACAAUGAGUGCCGUCUUCCUUGUCUUGGUGAACAAGAGCUCCAAGAGGCCUCCACAUCCUCCAUCUCUUCAAGUGAUGGCUUCUUUGUUUCCCCACGAUAAUUUCAUUAUUCGGUUUGAAUACAUUUAUAUGUUGCUAAGCCACACAUAGCAACAUGGAUCUUGUCUCCACGGCCCAGCCUUUCUGUGAUCAAUAUUGAGUAUUUCUGCAACUCUCGCAAUACUGACUUCAGUGGGAUUUCUUUUAAAAUAACGGGGAGAUGGCUGAUCUCAGGGAUCUGCAGCCAGUCGAGCACUGGGUGUGCUGUGGGUGCUGAGGUAAUGCCGACCCACUGGGCUGCCCCAACCCUCCCUGCCCUGGGUGCUACUAUCCCUCAGUGCUGGGCAGAGAGGGGCCUGUGCCUUGAUGGGGAAAGAGCAGCCCGUUCAGAAUCAGUGCUCUAUUCCAUGGUACCAUUGGUAUUUUCAUUAAAUCUUGCUGAAACCUUUUUUCAGUGCAUUCAGAGCUGAUGGUGCCCUGUGCAGUGUGUAUGGUGUGCUCAUUGCUGAGCAGCUGAAGGAGAAAUCUCCCUGCUCCUUGCCUGUUCCCCAGGGCUCCUGCAGGGCGUGAGGGAGCCACCCUGGCCCCUCUCCCAGCCAGCGCGGCUCAGCCCAUCUCUCUUU